Molecule: messenger RNA, 1569 nt
Organism: Trifolium pratense (red clover)
Lineage: Eukaryota; Viridiplantae; Streptophyta; Magnoliopsida; Fabales; Fabaceae
Exons: 1
Coding region: 1-1569 (522 amino acids)
Source: RefSeq, a predicted model, not a curated record
AUGGCUAGAGUUAAGAGACCCGGCAACAAAAACAAAAAAGAUAGUUCUUCAUCCUCCUCUCAAUCAUCAAAACGCUCACCCUCUCCACAAAUUGCUCCUCUUUCCAAAGACAAAUCAGGUACUAAAUCAUCUUCUUCCACUUCUUUCAAAUUCCUUCCAGAUCACGAGAAUGAGAUUGAAGUCCAAUCAAAUCCUUCAACUCAAAAUGCUCCCAUCAAUCCACCACAUAUCUCUCAAUCAAACCAACCUAUUGUUGAAACCGUUCUUCCACAACAAUCACCACCAACAACUGUUCAUAUCUCUGAAGUGUUGAUUAGAGCCAUUCCAAUCACUUGUAAAACUGUCACAACAAGCAUUGAACCCAUUCAAUGUUCUCAAACCUUUGCUGAAACCACAAAUGAAGUUCCACAAGUAACUGUCACACCUCUGCCAAAAACUAAAACCGUCUAUAGUUCGAAAUCCAUUCCAAUCCCUACCAAAACCAAAAAAUCAAAGUCUCUUGAGUUUUCAAAAGUUAGAAAGUCAAGAAGAUUAGCCUCAGGAUCUGGACGAAAACCUGCAAUAGACAAGACUGUCUAUUCUCUCUCUGAUGAUGACUCAGAAAAUACUCAACCGGGUUCACCACAAGCUAAAUCUGUUCCUGAGAUUAAAACUUAUUCCAAAAGACCCUCUUCAUCCAAAACAAAACCCAAACCCUCAAAAAGGUCAGAAUCUUCUGAGGAAGAAGACAUCAUGAUCCGUAAACUCAAACAUUCUGCACCCCUCAUUCAUGAGGACUGUCAACAAAGCUUUGAAAUCUUUGCCAAGAAAAAACCAAUUCUUCCAGGCAGAGUGUACAACUUUGAUGAUCUUGUCAACACAAAUCAUGACCUAACCCAGUUCACUAAUCCUCUUGGUUGGACAUCAUUGUUCAACAUCAGAGAAACCCAUUACCCAAACCUUAUAUCAGCUUUUUACUUCAAUGCUGUUAUUCCCUCAGAUAGAAACUCCAUAGUUUCUGAGCUUAAGAAAGCUAAAAUCAAGAUAACCGAAGAUUUGCUUGGAAAACUGUUAGAUAUUCCAACCACAUGUCACAAAUUGUAUGGAGAAAGCUGGUUCUCCAUGGCAGGAGUGAGUAAGAACACUCUUAUGUUUGAAAUUUAUGAACCUGGAACCAAUCUCACAAAGAAUCCACCCUCAUCCAAGCUCAAACAUGUGUUUAAGAUGUUGCACAACAUGUGUUUACACUCCAUCUUCCCAAGGAAAGGAAGCAAGGACAAAGUCACUGAUAAUGACAUGAUGAUUAUGUAUCACAUGUUCAAUAAGAUCCAACUAAAUUUACCAUAUGUCAUGGUUCAACACAUGAUAUACACCAUAGAAAAUGAAUCUAAGAGAGUCACCCGUCCUUAUGGCAUGUUCCUAACUAGAGUUUUCAACAAGUUCAAAGUGAGUUUUGAAGGAGAAGAAGGAAAAAAUUCGUCUACCACAUUCUCUCUAAAGAAUGUUGGAAGAAUGAAAUUCAUUGGAGAAAUUGUUGAGGAUCACACCAUUCCUGAUCAAGGCCAGAAAAGAAAAAGAUGUUGUAAGUGA